GAUAGAGACGAUGCUUAUUCACUUGACGAUCUAUUUGGUGGAUUCACUUUUCAUAGGCCAGAAGAAGUGUUUGCUCACUUUUUCGGUGGCAUGGGUACACCUUUCUUUGACAGUUUUCAUCACUUUGGGCCGCCUAUGCAUGAUCCCUUUCAUUCGAUGAUGAGCCCCUUUUCUCAUCCCUCACCAUUUGAUAUGAUGUACAACAUGCGUGCACCUUCGCCGUUCAUGCAUCCCGGUUCUUCAUCGAUGAGAUCAUCCAUGUUUGAUACACAUAGUCAGAUGGGACAAGGAGGAUACUCCAAAUCAGUAACAACAACAACCAGAAACGUUAACGGAAGAAUUGAAACAGUGACUAUUACUAAAAUUACAGAUGAAAAUGGUACAAGGGUAACUGAAGAAUACGGAAACGGCGCACAUCAACAAGAUAGAAUAACGAGCGGUACAAAUCUGUCGUCUUCGUCAGGACAAGAACAAAGGUUACUUACGCAGGAUACUUAUUUUAGGCAGCAACAGUUUCACCAGGAUCAGGUGGUAAAUGAUACAAUAGAAAGACCAUAUUUAUUAAAUCAUUAUUGUCAAUUACCCUAUUAUCCACCGUUCCCUCACGCCUACUCUUCUUUCCCCCUUCCCCCUCCACCUUUCCCUCUACAACAACACUCACAUUCACAUUCAAUGUUUUAUCAUUUAUAAAGAGAGCAAUUCUUUUUUAUAGACGUUGACCAACUUUUC
Rhizopus microsporus ATCC 52813 is the source of this 729-nucleotide messenger RNA. RefSeq lists its product as uncharacterized. The record is from RefSeq and is a predicted model, not a curated record. The transcript has 4 exons. The coding region runs from base 91 to 690 and encodes 199 amino acids. NCBI's taxonomy places the organism in Eukaryota, Fungi, Mucoromycota, Mucoromycetes, Mucorales, Rhizopodaceae.